Messenger RNA from Trypanosoma conorhini, 1752 nucleotides. Its product is annotated as putative lysyl-tRNA synthetase. Gene Ontology annotation, molecular function: tRNA binding; lysine-tRNA ligase activity; ATP binding. The coding region runs from base 1 to 1752 and encodes 583 amino acids. Lineage: Eukaryota; Euglenozoa; Kinetoplastea; Trypanosomatida; Trypanosomatidae. The record is from RefSeq and is a predicted model, not a curated record. Gene Ontology annotation, cellular component: cytosol; cytoplasm. The transcript has a single exon. Gene Ontology annotation, biological process: lysyl-tRNA aminoacylation.
AUGCCAGACGCGGGUGAGACGCGGGCCGAGGUUGAUGCCCUCGCCGCGGAGAUUGCGCGGGCGAAGAGGGAGAAGGGGGCGGGCAGCGAGGAGUGCCGGGCCCUCGUCGCCCGGAUGACGGAGCUGCGCAGGCGGCUUCCCGUGGAGGCGUCGAAGAAGACGGCGCGGGCGCCGGAGCUCAGUUACUUCGACACGCGGCUGGCGAUGGUGCGGGAGCUGGGCCUCCUCGGCGCGGCCUACCCGCACAAGUUUGACCGCCAGUACACGAUCCCCGCCUUCAAGGCGCGCUUCGCCCCGCAGCUGAGCGAGAAGGGCCAGCGGGCGACGGAGGUCGUGACGAUCGCCGGCCGCAUCGUCAGCAAGCGGAGCUCCGGCGCGAAGCUGCACUUCCUCACGCUGCAGGGGGACGCGGACGUCGUGCAGGUGAUUUCCGCCCUCGCCGACUACGCCGACGACACGUUCGCCGCGGUGCACGGGAGGAUCAAGCGCGGCGACGUCAUCGGCGUCCGCGGCGUCGCGUCGCUGUCGAAGACGGGGGAGUUCUCCAUGAGCGCGAGCGCGAUCACGCUGCUCUCGACCUGCUUCCACAUGCUCCCGGACGAGUGGUACGGGCUGAGCUCGGUGGAGCAGCGCUUCCGCCAGCGCUACCUCGACCUCAUCGUGAACCGCGACAACGCCAAGACGUUCUUCACGCGCGCGAAGAUCAUCCGCUACGUCCGCCGCUUCUUCGACGACUUGGACUUCCUCGAGGUGGAGACGCCGGUGCUGAACCAAAUCGCCGGCGGCGCCGCCGCCCGCCCCUUCACCACCCACCACAACGAGCUGAACCAGAGGAUGUACCUGCGCAUUGCCCCCGAGCUGUACCUGAAGGAGCUCGUCGUCGGCGGCCUGGACCGCGUCUACGAGCUCGGCAAGCAGUUCCGCAACGAGGGCAUCGACCUCACGCACAACCCCGAGUUCACCAGCGUCGAGGCGUACUGGGCCUACAUGGACUACGAGGACUGGAUGCGCACCACGGAGGACCUCCUCUACGGGCUCGCCAUGCACGUGCACGGCACCCCGCUCGUGAAGUACGCCCCGAAGGACUCGGAGGGCAACCCGCUGCCGGAGGUGGUCUUUAACUUCAACAAGCCCUUCAAGCGUCUGUACAUCGUCCCCGAGCUGGAGCGGCGGACGGGGGUGAAGUUCCCCACCGACUUUGAGAGUUCCGCGGCCAACGGCUUCCUGCUGGAGCUCUGCAAGCGGCUGAAGGUGGAGUGCAACCCCCCCCUCACCACGGCGCGCCUGCUGGACGCGCUGAUUGCCCACUACCUGGAGCCGGAGUGCCACGACCCGACGUUUGUCUGCGACCACCCCCGCGUGAUGUCGCCGCUUGCCAAGUGGCACCGCAGGGACCCCCAGCUCACGGAGCGCUUCGAGCUCUUCGUCAACAAGAAGGAGCUCUGCAACGCGUACACCGAGUUGAACAACCCCAUCGUGCAGCGCGAGGAGUUCAAGAAGCAGCUGCAGGACAAGGAGAAGGGCGACGACGAGGCCAUGGACUUCGACGAGGGCUACGUUCAGGCGCUCGAGCACGGCCUGCCCCCCACCGGCGGCUGGGGGAUGGGCAUCGACCGCCUCGUCAUGUUCCUCACCAGCCAGGCGAACAUCAAGGAGGUGCUGCUCUUCCCCGCCAUGAAGCCGGAGACCACGAGCAGCCUCGAGUACCCGCCGGGGACGCUCCUCAACGGCCAGGGAGUUCCGCUGCUCUGA